Molecule: messenger RNA, 1435 nt
Organism: Cydia amplana
Lineage: Eukaryota; Metazoa; Arthropoda; Insecta; Lepidoptera; Tortricidae
Gene: Lsd-1
Product: lipid storage droplets surface-binding protein 1
Exons: 10
Coding region: 90-1394 (434 amino acids)
Biological process (GO): positive regulation of triglyceride storage; lipid storage
Cellular component (GO): lipid droplet; cytosol
Source: RefSeq, a predicted model, not a curated record
GCGAUAACCUUUACAAUAUCUCGUUUGAAUAAAGCCGGCGAGCAUCAGUUGUGUGUUGUUUCUCUGUGAAGUGAUACCAAGGUGUGUCGAUGUCUGCGGAGUACAGCGCGAGGAUCACGGUGACGGGAGGCCUGGAGGGCAACGGGGAUGUGUACAAGAAGACUUUCAAUGGGAGCUGCAAGGUGGGGCUCAAGAAGGGAAAGGGCUCCAUCGCCCAGAGAGCUGAAGCGUACUUGCAGGCUGUGAGCAAGAGUCAGGGGCCGCCGCCCAAGGUGACUGCAUCAUCGAAGCCACAGCUGCCGCGGUUGGAGGUGGUGUCGCGGGUCGCCGCAAUCCCCAUCGUGGAGUCCGGGCUCGGGGUCACCGAGAAGAUAUACUUCACGAUCAAGGAGUCGAACCCCCUAUUCCGCUGGUACCUGUCGCUGUACGAGAAGACGCUGAGCACGGGCGUCCAGCUGGCGCUGCCAGCAGUGCAGCUGCUGGAGUCGCCCAUCCAUCAGCUGGACCGGUUCCUGUGCGCGUCGCUGGACGUGGUGGAGAAGCGAGUGCCCUCUAUACACCUGCCGCCGCAAACUAUGUACAGUGAAACCCGACAGUUCGUGCUCCGGCGGGCGGACUCCGUGAAGCAGCUUGGCACAGCCGUGCUGGACUCUCGCGUGACCUGCGCGACCGCCAGCGCGCUGGACCGCGCGCUGUCCACCGCCGACAAGUACGUCGACAAGUACCUGCCGCCCGACACCAAGGACCCCAUUGACGUGAGCAUCAUAGUGCAAGACGCGUCGUGCGCCGGGUCGGGCGGGCGCGCGGCGGCCGCGCAGGCCGUGCAGCACGGCGCGCGCCUGCGCCGCAAGCUGCAGCGGCGCCUCACGCGCCAGGCGCUCGCCGAGGCCAAGGCCAUCCGCGAACAGAUACACGUGCUCGUCUACGUGGCGGAACUGGUGGCCACCGACCCGGUGUUGGCGUGGAAGAAGGCCAAGCAGCUGUACUCGUCCCUGAGCCAGCCGGAGCCGGAGAACCAGGCGCGGCCGGAGACUCUGGAGCAGCUGGUGGUGCUGCUGGCGCGCGAGACGGCCCGCAAGGUGGUGCACCUCGUCAACUACACGCACACCGACCUACCCAGAAACGUGAGCACGGGCUUGGCGAUGGUGACUAAGCAUCUCUCCAGCGCCGCUGACGCGCUUCUCAAGACGCUGCCGGUAGACUCCGCGCUGGCCGAGGUCCGCGGCUGGAGGAGCAAGCUGGAGCAGCUGCUGCACCAGCUGCAGGCCAGCUCUAAGGUCUACUUGGAACACCUAGCCAUCUUCCUCGCGGGCAACGAAGAGAGAGAGAAGAUCGCGCCGCGCUCCUCGCUCGAGCAGCGUGAAGACCUCGCCGCCAUUAACGGAGUCAACUAGUAGUCAACUGUUUACUUGUUUACCAUCUUCCCUCGUCUGCC